GCCAUGGAGGAUCCUGCAGCGACGGAGGGAUGGCGGGAAGAUGGCGGCAAGGCGCAGUGGAAGUCGCUGCUCAAACACUCCUGCCUGCUGUGCUGGAGCACGUCCAAGGAGGCGGCGGACGUGGCGGAGCGCGACGAGCGCGUCGUCAGCAAGGCGGCGGAGAUCACAGUAAGAAGACCCAGGCACCUUGCGCUGGAGCUGGAGAACGCCGUCGCCGUGGAGAACUUGGAGCUUCAGGAGCAGCAGUCGGACCGCCGGGAGUUGGAGGAAACUUUGCUGGAGUUGGAGAAGCACAAAGAAAAACUCAGCCAGCAAAUCAAAUCCAUCCGACAGCUUUGCUAUGAGGAGAGUCAGCAGAUCUUGUCCCUGCAGGCGGAGGAGGUGAGCCGGGAGAGUCAGGUGGAGGAGUACCAGCGAGAACUGGCCAUAGCGAGGUGGCGUCUGCGGAAACUGAAGGAGCAGGUGAAAGGAGCCAAGAGGAGGACUGAGGAGGCCGGGGACAGGACCAGUCCUCUGCAGGACUCCAUCAGACAGUCCUACCAGGAAAUCCUGCAGGAGGAGAACACUCUGUGUUCUCUGUCAGGCGGCGCCGUCACCCCCGAGAGCCAAUUAGACGGCUCCACCUCGCCCGCCGACACCACUGAGGACGAACCACUUCCUAUGAGACCGUGGGGGCGGAGCCAAUCGCUGCCUGCGUACGCCGACCUCAUAAUGGUGGCCAACGGCGCCCCCUUCUGCAACAACCUGGCUGACACCAGGGAAGAAGUGGACAACAGUGGCAGCAGCUCCCCUAAGAUGGAUGAGUCCAACCCAGAGGACGUGAACGCGGAACAGAAAGAACCUGUUGUCAACAAACUGGACUUCUACCAAGCCGACCCGUUUGGUCACUGCCAGAUAGAACACGACAUGUUCAACGAAGACCUGUUCCCAAAAACCGACUCGUCGGAUGGAUUUACGUCGGAUCCUUUCAAAGGGAGCGAUCCCUUUGCGGCGGAUAUUUUGUUCCCGGAGGCGGACGGCGCCGGCGACGAGGCCGACGCUAGUCUGUCCUGCGCCGAGAACAAAGCUUCCACCGGGACGCAGUGCUUCGAGUCGGAGUUCCCCGACGAAGACAGCGACAUCGAGAUCAGCUACAGUCAAGACGACCCGGGCGAGGUCCCGGAGGAGGCGGACCGGGCCCUGGGAUUCAAGCCCAUCCAGAGUUCCUCGGAGGAGCUGGGCCCCGAGCCGGUCCGAGGCUGGCACCAGCAGGGUCAGUUCUCCGUGGAGUCCGACCCCAACGGCUACGAACUGGACCUCAACAUCUCCCCGCCCUCUGACGUGGAGGAGCACAGUCCCGGGUCUCUGGAUGGAGAACCCGCUAAGGAGACCUCGGUCGACCCGGGUGAAGCAGCGGACGUCGACACCCAGCUGAGGGACCAGGCCACCUUAGACCUGGACCAAAACCACUCCCUUAAUGGCAAUCCCGUAGAAGCCACGGAUCGGACGGACAGCAUCGAAGACCCGCCAACGCCCCAAAACUCCAGUGACCUCCACUCUGGACCUGAGUCCCAGCAGACCAACCUGGUCUUUGAAAUGGACUAUGGACUAACAAGUCAGUCUUCCUUUGAUCCGUACGGAUUCAAACUCAGUCCGGAGCAUUCCAGUCACACCCUCGUAGACCCCAACGGAGCGGAGCUAAGCCCAGUAGCCAGCGACCAAGACCUGUCUUUUGAUCCUGAGACUUACUCUCCUCAAGAAGACCCACUCAACUUGUAUUCCUACGAGACGGUCCAGGACUCCGACCCCUACGGCUUUAAGCUAAGCCCAGAGGAGGAGAAUCAAGAGGUGCCGGGACAAGACCUCAGAAGAUUUGAGGACAAGGAAGAAGAACAAGAAACCUUUAACCAUAGCAACCAAGAGGUACUGGACUGUGCACCCCUCGAGAACCGAGAAGUUCUUGGUCACUGUAGCAACAAUAACCAAGAACUGCUUCAGAUUGUUGAGUUUGUAAGCAAAGAAAAUGAGGAGUUCCUGAACCUCUGUAGUCCUGAAAACCAAGAAGUGGUUGAACACUUCCGGAGUGGCAAAGAACUGGAGCCACGUGGAAACGACAACCAAGAACCGCUGGGAUCCUGUAGCCACGGUCAGGUGGAGCUUCUCGACCCAGAGAACCAGGAAGUUUUGGAUUUCGAUAGCUGUGUCAAUCAGGAAGUCUUAGGUAGCCAUGAAAACCGGGGAACUUUGAGUCCUGGGAACUGCGAAAACAAGGAAAUGCUCGAUUUUGACAGCCAUGAUAACCAGGAGUUGCUGGACUUGGUAAAAGAUGAGGUUCUGGCUGAGACCAACAACAAUCAGCGUGUCCUGGAACCAGAGCCUGAAGUCAGUCCCACCAAUACCGGCUCAGACAGCGACGUAGCACCUGAAGACCCGCAAGGACUGCAACUCAGUGUUGUCCACAGCAACAUGUCCACCAACCAGGCUGGCAGCUUGCUGGAAGGCGACCUCGGUUUCGUAUUCCGGUCCGGGGGAUACAUCGGCUGCCCUGACGUAGCCGAUGAUCUAGAGCCUCUGAACCGCAGACAGGUCAGCACUGAGCUGGUUCGGCCGGUCGGACCGGUCAGACCUCCUCGGCCUUCACUCCGGGCCAAGGACAAGUGUGGGUCUCCAACUCAGGGAAUCGACCUAAAAUGAUCAACUGUGGGAAUCUUUUCAAAUUAAUGGCACCGAGAAAGAAGACGAGUGAUAUCAAAAACUGAAUGGAUGUUUAUGGCAAUAACUGUCGUCUUACUGGAACAGUUUCUGAAGUCCGGCUGAUUCUGACCCUCCACAGUAGAUACUUUGCUUUCUCAUGUCCUAAAAAGGACUCUUGGGUCGGAAUCGGCUUUUAUUUUGACAGUCCAACCG
This is a messenger RNA of Nerophis lumbriciformis (worm pipefish), 2886 nucleotides long. RefSeq lists its product as uncharacterized. Lineage: Eukaryota; Metazoa; Chordata; Actinopteri; Syngnathiformes; Syngnathidae. The record is from RefSeq and is a predicted model, not a curated record. Gene Ontology annotation, cellular component: nucleus; site of DNA damage. Gene Ontology annotation, biological process: replication fork processing; protein ubiquitination. Gene Ontology annotation, molecular function: ubiquitin protein ligase activity.